UAGUUGUAGAGGGCAGUGUGAUAGUUAGGAAAAUCAGCUGUUUAGAAACGAAAACAAAACGUAAACGUUUCAUAUUUUUGUUAAUUUAUUAUUUCUAAAACGUGAUUAUUUAAAAAAGAGCAAAAAUGUCGUAUAUGUUAUCACAUCUUCAUAAUGGCUGGCAGGUAGAUCAGGCUAUUUUGUCCGAGGAGGAUCGAGUUGUCGUGAUUCGAUUUGGUCACGAUUGGGAUCCAAUGUGCAUGAAAAUGGACGAGGUACUUUACAAUAUUGCUGAGAAGGUGAAAAAUUUUGCCGUCAUUUAUUUAGUUGACAUCACUGAGGUGCCGGAUUUUAAUAAAAUGUACGAAUUAUACGAUCCAUGUACAGUGAUGUUUUUCUUUCGCAAUAAACACAUUAUGAUUGAUCUUGGCACUGGCAAUAAUAAUAAAAUAAAUUGGACACUGGAGGAUAAACAGGAAAUGAUUGACAUUAUUGAGACAGUAUAUCGUGGCGCAAGAAAAGGACGAGGUUUAGUAGUUUCACCAAAAGAUUAUUCUACAAAAUAUCGAUAUUAAUUUAUUGUUGCGUUUCUCUUUUUUAAUACGAAAUAACAUUAAUUAAUAAUAAUAAUAGUUCAAUAUUAUUAUUUAUUAUGCAAAUAUAAUUAUUAAUAAAUAAAUAUUAAUAAAUUUUCAAAAUUAA
Messenger RNA from Leptopilina boulardi, 681 nucleotides. It is a transcript of the gene Dim1, whose product is annotated as thioredoxin-like protein 4A. The record is from RefSeq and is a predicted model, not a curated record. Bases 126 to 554 code for a protein of 142 amino acids. Gene Ontology annotation, biological process: mRNA splicing, via spliceosome. Gene Ontology annotation, cellular component: U4/U6 x U5 tri-snRNP complex; spliceosomal complex; U5 snRNP. The transcript is spliced from 2 exons. NCBI's taxonomy places the organism in Eukaryota, Metazoa, Arthropoda, Insecta, Hymenoptera, Figitidae.